This is a messenger RNA of Pseudoliparis swirei, 2980 nucleotides long. It is a transcript of the gene prl, whose product is annotated as prolactin. Gene Ontology annotation, cellular component: extracellular region. Bases 1409 to 2050 code for a protein of 213 amino acids. The record is from RefSeq and is a predicted model, not a curated record. The transcript is spliced from 6 exons. Lineage: Eukaryota; Metazoa; Chordata; Actinopteri; Perciformes; Liparidae. Gene Ontology annotation, molecular function: hormone activity. Gene Ontology annotation, biological process: positive regulation of cell population proliferation; response to nutrient levels; positive regulation of receptor signaling pathway via JAK-STAT.
GAAAAAAAUACAAGACGCCAGGCGAGCUCUGGGCUCCCCGACCGACGGGCCGCCCUUGAGAAGUGGAUAGUGGCUUUCUGAAGAGGUCGUUUCACUUAACGUCGAGUUCGGGGUCGCCAACGGGACGUUGGACAUCUCAAAUCGACAAAGCACAAGUAAUGCCACGGCUCGGAGAGCGCAGGAGGCGGAGGGCCAUGAAGACGAAGCAGAGGAACAAGAAGAACAAGAAGAUCAAGAAGCUUUUUCAAAACCAUAAAAUAUAUUAUUUCACCAGAGAACUCACACAUCAGAUUUCUAAACACACUCCUGUGUCUGUUGGAAACAGAAUGAUUCUACAUGAUUCUUGGUGGGUGUCAGUACUUUAUGUUCGUCUUCUUCUGUUCUGACCUUUGUUCCCCAUAAACUCUGUUCACAGCCUUCUACAUGAAUAUUCAGCUCCUAUAGCCUCUCUGUCUCUAUCAGCAUAUAUUACAUAUAUAUAUAUAUUCAUAUAUGACAUCAUUAUUUGUGUCAGUUUCAGUCAACACAUGUUUUUCCUGCUCAUAGUUCAGAGAUAUUGAGCACAAGGUUGUAUUAUUUAAGUGGUUUCUUCUCUCUCUUUACCUUUCCUGUGUUUUCCCUCGUUUCUGGCAGUGUAGUUCCACACAUGUCCACCAGAUGUCGCUGCUGAGCCUUUCAUCCGCCCUGCAGCAUCAAAACAUUUAGUUUGACCAGAACUGAUAAACGUCUUAAUUUAACGAUGGUAUUACAGACAUAUUAGGUUUUAUAAUCUCCAGAGAAAAAAAAUACGUUAAAAGGAAUAUAUAUAAUAAUCAUAAUCAAUCUUCCAGCCGAGAGGUCUGUGGGAUCGCAACACUAUAGGCACAGAACAAUGACAAUAGCCGUAUAUGUAUUUAUAUUUAUUUUAGUGGAUAAUUCAAACCCACAAAAAAGAGGUUGAGGUCUGUGACGUAAUCUGUUUGACUUUGAUGCACAUGCAGAAAUUAUUUCUAGGUUUAUUAUAAGACUUCAUAGAAUUCUAGGGGAUAAAAAACUUCUAUGCCAACCAAAAGCCCAAAUCGUACAAUUAAACAGCAAUAAUACAGAUUUAAAUGAUGAGAAAGUACUGCUGAAUCCAGCCUGUCCUUUCUAUUUAUACCAGCAUGUCUUGAGGGAAAACCUAUUUUAAAUGGAUCUAGAACAAGUAUGUUUUUUUAGUUUUUUUUAGUUUCCCCUACAGGUAAAGAACACAAGCCUCGGCCGAGGAGACUGAGACGCACUAUAACUAUGAGUUCCCAAACAAUCAGCUCACGCUGCUGCAUAACCAAACCGCCGGAGCCGAGGGGGCCUAUAAAGAAGAGGAGAGAUGGAGUGAGAGGAAGACGCAGCGGCGAGAUAAAGAGAAAGAAAAGGAAGCCGAAGAAGAGAGAUGGCUCACUGCGGAGGAACCAACGGAGGCAGACUCUUCACGACGGUGCUGUACAUGGCGGCGGCGUGCGGCGCCAUCCACAUCAGCGACCUGCUGGACCGAGCCUCUCAGCGCUCCGACAAACUGCACUCGCUCAGUACGACUCUCACGCAGGACCUGGACUCUCAUUUCCCUCCAAUAGGCCGGGUGAUCAUGCCCCGCCCCUCGAUGUGCCACACCUCCUCUCUGCAGACGCCCAAUGACAAGGAGCAAGCUCUUCAGGUGUCGGAGUCGGACCUGCUGUCGCUGGUUCGGUCCCUGCUCCGGGCCUGGGAGGACCCGCUGGCGGUUCUGUCCACCUCCGCCAACACCCUGCCUCACCCGGCCCAAAGCGCCAUAUCCAACAAGAUCCAGGAGCUGCAGGAGCACUCCAAGAGCCUGGGGGACGGCCUGGUGGUCCUCUCCGGCAAGAUGGCUCCGGGAGCUCAGACCAUCUCCUCGCUGCCGUACUUCGGAGGCAACGACAUCGGCCAGGACAGGAUUUCCAGAUUGAUCAACUUCAACUUCCUGUUGUCCUGCUUCCGCCGCGACUCCCACAAGAUCGACAGCUUCCUGAAGAUACUACGCUGCCGGGCGGCACAAAUGCUCCCGGAGAUGUGCUAGAGAGGGUUCCCCAGAGCCCGUCCUGCCCCCCGUAGCUUAGCCCGCUAUCUGAGCUAACGCCAUAGUUACUAAGCAGUCGUCGUUCUGAGCUUCCCAAAGGUGGCGAUGAGGAGGAGUUAGGAGGCACACGCAGGAAAGUCUUUUAUUGGAAGGGACGCCUUUCGUCAUCGUGGUCCACCGAUCCAAUCGGCAAUGAGAGGAUGCUCAAGAAGAGGCAGCUCUGAUUGAGCAAUAGCUUCCUUUGUCAAUUUGAAAAAAGUUACUUCCUAAAAAUCUUCUUUAUUCUUAAAAGUGAUUAAUUACUAUAUACCAGAUGGUCCUAGAUGGUUCCAGAUGGUCCCAGAUGGUCCUUGCUGGUCCCAGAUGGUCCCAGAUGGUCUUAGCUGGUCCCUGGUGGUUCCAGAUAGUCUUAGCUGGUCCCUGGUGGUUCCAGAUAGUCCCAGAUGGUCUUAGCUGGUCCCUGGUGGUUCCAGAUGGUCUCUGAUGGUCCCAGAUGGUCUUAGCUGGUCCCUGGUGGUUCCAGAUGGUUCCUGAUGGUCCCAGAUGGUCUUAGCUGGUCCCUGGUGGUUCCAGAUGGUCUCUGAUGGUCCCAGAUGGUCCUAGCUGGUCCCUGAUGGUCCCAGAUGGUCCUAGCUGGUCCCUGAUGGUCCCAGAUGUUCUGGCAUUAGGAGCUCAGCAGAUCCUGCUCACUUACUGUGGAAAACCUGCGUGCCAUGUCUCCUGUUACUCCUCCUGGUCGUGUCCUUCUCCCUUCUAAAAGUCGUCCUUCACACUGGGAGUCUUCGGGGAGGAGAGCUUUCUCUCCCUGAACUUGUGCCAGACUCCAGCAUUUGCACCUUAGAUUUCAUCCCACUUUCUUCGAGGCCUUUUUGGAAGCAACGCUAAUCGAAAUAUUUCUGUUCGUCAAUAAUAAUAAAAAUAUCAUCUCUU